AGAAAAGAAACUGAAACUACAAAUUUGUCAAAAAUAUCUUCCUGAUAGGCAAAUAAGGCUCCCUAAUUCUCGGAACUUCCCAGAAACGAAAAUUUGAGUUUACUAGGUUCAGGCAAGGUGCACGACACAACAACAAAAUUAUUUGAACAGAAAGCAGUUUAUAAACGAGGGAGGUUUAACAAUGGCUUGCAAGAUGAAUGCAACUGGAUUAAAAGUGACUGGAAUUAUAUUGAUGUGUUUAAUAAGUGUAUGUUUUCUUUUCACUACUGCACUUCUUGCGAUGAACCUGAUUUGUAUUUUUGAUGGAAAAACAUUGGAGAAAUGUGGCAGACCGCAUAACAUAACAGCUGAAAAAUCAAUUGUCAUGCAUGCAUUUAAAACUACAGAUGCAAAUGUAAAGGAUAACAACCGCACAAAUGAUGAUGAAUCUGAUACUGAUGAUAAGUACAUGGAUGUUUCACAAAGUUUUAUAGAUCACGUAUACCAUAUGGGGACAAAAUUUGCAAUUGCCGCAAUAAUCGUUUUACUGGUUGUAAUAUUCAAAUGGCAGCGAUUCCAUGGUUGGCAAUAUUUAAAAGCUCUGCCAAAAAUGGCCCACUUCAUCGUAUGGAUUUUUCUCCUAAGCCUGUGGAUAGCAAGCGCUGUUACUGUAAAUUUGGUUCAUAUUAAUAACACACGUAAUGAACUUGAACUUGUACUUGCGACCAUGGAGGCUCUUUUGGUUGUCAUACUGGCAUCAGCCUGGGGGUUUAUAGCCAGACAGACAGUGAGGGCAGGUUUAACGGAGACACUGAGCCCAUCAUGGGUAUCAAUACUGAUGGGUGUGUACAAUAUGAGCCUUGGUCUAUUUGCAUUGAGAAUGGUGGCAUUCUUCUUGUAUGAUACUUCACUUGUGGCCAAGUCUAUAAACAAACUAGGCGAUAAGACAAGCAACGCAGCUGGGUAUACACUAGGUCCUCAUGAAGUUGGUGUGAAGGGAUGGGACAGUAUUCUACUGGUGUUCAGAUGUGCAUUCAGAGGAAGCCUGGCAAGAUUCUACUUUUCAAAAUUAUUCCAAGGUGUGUUAUUACCAAAUGUAUGUGACAAUGUGACCGUGAUGGUUGGAGACAGAAUCUUAGGGGCCAGUGACGAGGAGGGAGGGCGCCAGCACAUUGUACCCUGGUUACCCCAGGGAGAAGAAGACCGCCUACUCGCAAAUUCGUACCAUGGCUAUGAUCAGACCCAAAUCAACUCGGAAACUAGGCAACCCCAAACUAUAUACAUACCCCCAAAUCUGCGUGAAAGACAGAUGGGGAAUAUAGAUGUUGUUACAGAUGACAGGACAAAGAAAGGACAACAAUCAUAUUCUCUCUAAUAAACACACAUUGCAUUAAGCAACUUCUUGUUGAGGAGAGAAGCUGCCAAAUCCCUGGGAAUUUGUAAAAAUUUGAAUGGUGAGCCUAAUGAGUGAAAAUUUCAAUCCAUUAACAAUGAGAUGUCAAUAAAAUUAGAGAGAAUCAGUCAGUGAUUAUACACUAUUAACUUUUUUAAAAUAGAGCUAUCCCAAAUUCCAUAUACAAUGUAUUCCCUACUAGGACAUUCUGACCUAGGAGCGGAGUAUACAUUACUAAUUGGAGUGUAUGCCUUUGUUAAAGUGAAAACUGUUUGUGAAUCACCCUGAAGAACAUGGUAACAAAAAAGAGAUUUGGCAAAAACAAAGAUCAAUAGAACCUGAUUAUGAUAUGCGUUUUCAAUAUAACACAGACAAUGCUAAUGGACAUGAUGGUGAUGAAGACAAAACAAGGAAAAGCAAGUUAUAUUUUACAAUAUGAAACACCAAGUUAUGUAUAUUUAUUGUAAAGUAUGAUUAUACAAUAAAAACAUGUUGUUUUAAAAAAUGCAUG
Molecule: messenger RNA, 1883 nt
Organism: Owenia fusiformis
Lineage: Eukaryota; Metazoa; Annelida; Polychaeta; Sabellida; Oweniidae
Source: the annotation of a GenBank genome assembly